GAACGUCCACCGCUUCUGAUGCUGAUUUAAUUGCGGAGCAGCACAUUUGGGGUGCGGUGGACCCUCUUGCAAAGAACAAGGCCUUCAACUGUAGCAACGGGGAUGUUUUCAAGUGGAAGCAUGUGUGGAAAGUGUUGGCGGAACAAUUUGAGAUAAGGGAUUUUGGGUUUCUAGAAGGUUCAGAUAUGAGGUUCUCCAAAACGAUGAAGAAUAAGGGUGCAGUGUGGGAAAAGAUUGUGAGGGAGAAUCAGCUACUGCAUGUCAAGCUUGAAGAGAUUGAAGAAUGGUGGCUUGCAGAUGCUGCAUUGGGAGGGGAGGCAGUGGUAUUGGACAGCAUGAACAAGGCGAGAGAGCAUGGGUUUUUGGGGUUUAGGAACUCUAAUAAUUCGUUUAAGAGUUGGAUAUAUAGGACCAAAGUUUAUAAGAUUGUGCCAUGA
Cajanus cajan (pigeon pea) is the source of this 437-nucleotide messenger RNA. RefSeq names its product 3-oxo-Delta(4,5)-steroid 5-beta-reductase. The record is from RefSeq and is a predicted model, not a curated record. Lineage: Eukaryota; Viridiplantae; Streptophyta; Magnoliopsida; Fabales; Fabaceae.